UUAUAGUCGCCAACUUAUAAAGCUCGGUCAGCAGGAGUUAGACGUGCAGAGCUGUAGCUAGCAAACAAGCAACAAGAACAAGAAGCAUAAGACUCGAUCACUUGAAUUGACAAGAUUUGAUGGCGCGUGGGAAGGUGGCCGAGUGGAUUCGGAAGCGUACCAUGCCGAGGAAGCCGGCGACUAAGCGACAGAGCAGGACCAGCGGGGCGUCGGAACCGAUACUGUCGAGCAAGGCGGCACGUGAGAGCCGCAGCAGUGCCUCUGGCGGGGCACCGGCGCCGACACCUAGGAAUGCCGCCAUGAGCGGGAGCAGAAAUGGUGCCGGUGCGCUACCGGCGCAUUCGAAGUCCCGGGUGAGCGCCUUCCUGUCGGUGCUUAUGAGGUGGCGGCCGCGCGUGAACGUGCUGGCCGUGCUAUGCGAGCAGGUGGCGUACCACCUGAUGUGGGUGGUGGAGUCUGUGGUGUUGGUUGGGAGGCUCUGCUUCUUCCUCAUGCGCUUCGGCUUCAAGCAGCUCUGAGCUCAUUCCUCCAAUUGCCGCCAUGGCGUUGAGGGUGGAGGAGAAAGAAGCAGCUUGCGUUGAGUGUUUCUUCGUUCAUUUUUCUUCCCUUUGUGCAGAUUUGUUUGCCUUUUUUCUGUGGCUUUCAAUGAUUCAAUCCCUCGGCACCACUCUUGUGUAUAGAGAAAUUUGUUCAUUGGUUCCAGCUAAAUGGAAAUGUCUCAUGAUCAUAAGAGGUAUUUCUACUUUUAGUCUAUCAAACUUGGGAUACCCUCGGUCAACUCCGAAGAUCGCCUGGGCCUCGCUUGCUUUUCUUAGCCAGGCCAAACCAGACCGUUUGUCACAUGUACGGUUCAUGUAUUCUCUAGCGCUGAUCUUUAAAAGGAUCAGCCAGGUCGCGAGCCAUCGGAUGCAUCGUCCACUAACCGUCCGAUCCAUGAGGUUUGAAUAUGGAUCAUGUUGCACUCAGAGGUUGCACUAUGGGCCAUGUUGCGCUCAGAGAUUUGCACGACGACUGCUUUGCAACAUAAUCCAUGUUGCGCUCACAACAUGACCCACAUUGCGCCCAGUUGUCGCCAUCAGGCAAUGCCGGUGCCCACAUAAACAUCUCCGGCGAGCUCGCAUCAGUGGCGCCUCCCACAACUGCUCGAAUGAAGAAAAAGGCCAUGCUCGACGGCGUCCCGUGGCAACACGGCGACACCUCACAUCAUCGUCAUCCGAUGCGCUACUCCGCUCGCAAUAACGUCGUGACCGGAAACAGACGGUGGUGUUGUUCUUGUAACCACCCCUGCUGCUGGCGGUAGCCGCCCUCCUUUGAUCAAUAGUGUGGUAGUGGUGGUCAGGGUCAAACGGUAGCCCCUGAGCAUGGGACAUCUGCAUUCCAUGGCGUCUUACCGGAAGGAGAGGCCCAUGAGUUAGGUACAUGAGAGAAAGAGAAAAGAGGAGGGGCACUCGGGGGAAGCACGGGCCAUGGCGGCAGUUUGGGCGAUAGAGAAAGAUAGAAGAGAGGAGGCUGAGAAAAAACAAAUGGAUGUGAACUGUUCCGGCCAAGAUAAGUUGGGGGAGAUAUAGUGGUACAGAGGGCCAGCCAAGUUGCGUGGCAUGCUGGCGA
Triticum aestivum (bread wheat) is the source of this 1608-nucleotide messenger RNA. RefSeq lists its product as uncharacterized. Bases 120 to 518 code for a protein of 132 amino acids. The transcript has a single exon. The record is from RefSeq and is a predicted model, not a curated record. Lineage: Eukaryota; Viridiplantae; Streptophyta; Magnoliopsida; Poales; Poaceae.